AUGGAAGGAGAAUCCACGAUUUCUCCGCCGCUUGAACCUGCAGAGAACGCGCCGACAGACAGCACGCCCACAGAGCAGAAUCAGCCUCAGGAGAAGAAGAGGACAAAAGCAUGUCCUCAGGAAGUUAGAGAGGGUGGAAAAUCCUUGCUCCCAUUAGCACGUGUGCAGAGGAUCAUGAAGGCAGACAAGGAACUUCCGAUAGUGGCGAAAGAAGCUGCAUUCCUAAUUUCAAUGGCGGCAGAGGAGUUCAUCAAGAGACUCGCAGAGGCGAGCCAGAAGACAUCACUGGAUCGGGAUAGAAAAAGCAAGGUCAUACAGCAGAGAGAUAUCGCUUCUGUUGUACGGAGGGUAGACGAGUACCUGUUCCUAGAGGGUGAGGAUGUCCGUGCAAGAAUUGACCUGACUUGA
Molecule: messenger RNA, 408 nt
Organism: Heterobasidion irregulare TC 32-1
Lineage: Eukaryota; Fungi; Basidiomycota; Agaricomycetes; Russulales; Bondarzewiaceae
Exons: 3
Coding region: 1-408 (135 amino acids)
Cellular component (GO): nucleus; CHRAC
Molecular function (GO): protein heterodimerization activity
Source: RefSeq, a predicted model, not a curated record